This is a messenger RNA of Sphaeramia orbicularis (orbiculate cardinalfish), 5882 nucleotides long. RefSeq names its product metal-regulatory transcription factor 1 (gene mtf1). Gene Ontology annotation, biological process: positive regulation of transcription by RNA polymerase II. The transcript has 11 exons. The record is from RefSeq and is a predicted model, not a curated record. Gene Ontology annotation, cellular component: nucleus. Gene Ontology annotation, molecular function: DNA-binding transcription activator activity, RNA polymerase II-specific; RNA polymerase II cis-regulatory region sequence-specific DNA binding. Bases 349 to 2844 code for a protein of 831 amino acids. Lineage: Eukaryota; Metazoa; Chordata; Actinopteri; Kurtiformes; Apogonidae.
AUGUGCAGAGAAAUAAGUGCUUGCAGAUGUACCUAUUUGUAGCUAGCCAAAACUGAAUUAGCGUUAGCUGUCAAGGGCUCAAACUUUUGGAAGGUUAAGACAAAAAUGGCUAUGGUAGUUUGUGUUCUCGGGGUUCCACAGCUAAGCCUUUACCUUACCUACACAAACCACGGUUUGACUAGGGUUUGAUGUGUGAUGUUAUUUGUAGCAGCUAGCUAACGAUAUAGCCCAUAUCUGGGGCUAAUAGUAACGCUAUGUUCUCGGUGAAAUAAUGACAGGUUAUAACCUUGAGUGUGUGUGUGCGCGUGCGCAGUCCUCCUUACCAAGGAAGGAGAGGCACCAGGGACCAUGAGUGAGAAUGGCCCUCAUACGGAGGCGUCCAUGUACUUUGAGGAGGAGGUGGAUCACCUGGAGCGGGACGAUGAAGAAGAAGAUGACAAGAUCCACUUUCACAAGGAUGAUGACCUGAUCGAACCUUCGUCAUCCUCUGGUCGGGUGUAUGACCGCACUACAGUACUGAUUGAGCGGGAUCCCAUCAGACUGGAUGAGGAAGGUGAAGAAGAGGGUCACUGUGGCGGGGAUGAAGAUGGAGUCACAUUUUUAACUGAAGGGGAGGGCGAUGGGGAUGAAGAGGAAGGCUCUCUGGCCUUCAUGUCCGACCCUGAUGCCAUGUCACAGGGUUACGUACACCACACAAUUUCUCCAGAUCAGAUCCAGUUCACAAUUAACCCAGGCUCCACCCCCAUGCCACGCAACAUAGAGGGGGCCACCCUCACAUUGCACUCUGAGUGUCCAGAGACCAAGCAGAGAGAGGUAAAGCGUUACCAGUGUAUGUUCGAAGGCUGUACAAGGACCUACAGCACAGCGGGAAACCUGCGGACCCAUCAGAAGACGCACCGGGGCGAGUACACAUUUGUGUGUAAUCAGCAAGGUUGUGGAAAGGCCUUCCUCACUUCAUACAGCCUGAAGAUCCACGUCCGAGUCCACACGAAGGAGAAGCCAUUUGAGUGUGACGUGCAAGGCUGUGAGAAGGCCUUCAACACUCUGUACAGACUAAAAGCACACCAGAGACUUCACACAGGAAAGACAUUCAACUGUGAAUCAGAGGGAUGCACAAAGUACUUUACCACACUCAGUGACCUGAGGAAGCACAUUCGCACACACACUGGGGAGAAGCCUUUCCGGUGUGACAUCGACGGCUGUGGUAAAGCCUUUGCUGCAAGUCACCACCUAAAAACGCAUGUGCGGACACACACAGGGGAGAAGCCAUUCAACUGCCCCAGUGACGGCUGUGAGAAAACUUUCAGCAGCCAGUACAGUCUGAAGAGUCACAUUCGGGGCCACGACAAAGGACAGCCCUUUAGCGUCACCCUCACCCACCCACUCUCAGAAGAUGCAAAUCACUCGCUGUGCCUCAGUGACCUAAGCCUCAUCUCGACAGACUCUGAGUUACGAGAGAACAUCCACAAUGCGCAAAAUUUGGACCUCAACAAUGCCACUCCUGUUAAAAUCUUUGAGCUCAUGUUCCAGAGUCCUGAAAACAGUGUCAGCCAAGAUGACGCCCACCCCAACGAACCCAUCGGCGAACCCUUCAGCCUAGAGCCCUCCACUCGCCCGGGAGUGAGCGACGCCUCAUCUCUUAUCUCGUUCUCUCUCAGUCCUACCUCCUCAUCCUCCUGCUCUCACACAACUACAGUCAUGGAGGCUGGUUCCCAGCUCGGUCAGAGCACCUCCUCUCAGGCCUCCACACCUGCCUCUGUCACCGCUACUGUCAGCUCCACGCCAACUCCCUCUUUCAUGCAGCUAACAAGGCCCCAACAGAUUUCAGAUGUGCCUGUCCAGACCUCUGUCCAAGCUCCAAACCAUGUCGCCCCGCAGCACUAUGUCACACUGCAGCCCACAUUCCUGCAGCCAGAGAGCACUCCUCAGACCACGUCUCAGCCUCCCCCCAUGGCUGCUGCUCCUCCUGCAGCGCUGAGCACCGCAGCACCAGGCACCGCUACAGCGUCAGUCGUCGCAGCCUCCUCUACAGACGCUCUCGCAGCAGUCGCUCACUCUGUGCCUUUGGCCAGUAACCCCGCUCCCAUUUCUGGCCCUUGUCUGGCUUCCACACAAGCAGCCAUCACAAUAGCACCCACCCAGAACCUGCUGCAGCCCAGCCUGGUCAUGUCUGACCAGAACCUCCAGUGGAUCCUCAGCAGUGCUGCCAACAGUCAGCAGAACCCAGAGCAAGCACAACACCAAGGAGGUCCAAAAGUGGAAAAAGUUUUCUUCACAACAGCCAUACCAGUGGGAGGAAAUGCUGGCAACUCUGUCCAGCAGAUUGGCCUCAGCCUGCCUGUCAUCAUCAUCAAACAGGAGGAGUCGUGCCAGUGCCAGUGCGCCUGCAGGGACUCCGCCAAAGACAAGAGUUCAAAGAGUGCCUCCUCCUCUUCCUCCUCAUCCUCAUCUACUGUCGUAUCAGUCCCAGCUCAGCAACAGCAGCCACCAGAGCCCCCUCCUCCUGUUCCCCCUCCCCCACUGCCACAACCCCAGGAGCCUUCACACCUCCCAACCACCUCCUCCUCAUCGUCCUUGUGCUGCCUCCCCGAGUCUUCCUCCAAAGUUGGUGAAGUCAGCCUCCAGGCCCCCUCCUGUUCAUCCCCCUCCUCCUCCUCUUCUUCAGCUCAGACAUUCUCCACAGCGGCGAGCGCCACCGCUGCCAACCCUCCCUCGUCUGACGGCUUGGCCAGCAUGGACGUCUCGGACUUCCUCUCCCUGCAGAGCCCCGAGACGGCCGCCAAUAUCGAGGCCCUGCUGCUCGUCGCCGAGGACUUCAGCAUGGCCACCGACGGCAACCCUUAGAACAGCUGCCUGUCUGGUACUGUGCAUUUGUCUGUUGCACCCACUCAUCUGCAGGCUUCAAAUACGCCUACGUCAAGUCAUUUUCCUCAGUGACGCCUCUUCUUUUUCCUUAUAUAGCGUUCGUGUCAAACCCCGUUAUCUGCAGUGCAUUCUGUUCUGUAUGGCAUUGUGCAACAUAUAUUCAUGAAAAAUGAAUAAUAUUUUCUGUUGUAUCUCAUUGCAGUAGUAGACUUUUUAGAGGCAGACUAGUUUCACUUAUUGAGAUUUAGCGAGGUUCAUGUUGAUUAAUGCAGGGAAAAGGCAGUAGGACCAUUUAUUUAAGAAAAAAAACUGUACAUAGUAACCCAUAAUAUCCGCUUUGAAUUGAUUGAAUUAAAACAAACGAGUUGUCCAAGCACUGAUAACUUAAGAACAAAUGUGUCUGUAUAUCCUUGUACUGUACUGCAGGUCCUAGCAAAUACUUAAAGCUGGUAUGCAACUGACCAGAAUGCACUGUAUAUUAAGAGGAAUCUGCUAUGAUUUUAUAGAGUCUAUAGAUCUCCCAACAGGAAUUUAAAGGGGUUGGCCACACAGUCCCUUAAUUUUUUUUUUUUUUUUUUAAAUCGAAGAAGUUUAGUACAAAAAUGUGACAAUUCUUUUCUACUUCUUUGGACAGUUCUGUACUAAUUAAGAAAAGAACCUGUGAUCAGAUCUGCCUUCCUGAAAUUAAGUCGAUACAUCAUUAAGUUGCCUAUAACUUAAAGCUAAUUUAAAAAUGUACAUUGUUAAUUUAUUUGUUUGAUUCUUAGUUAUACUGGUAAUACUAUUAUCUUCAAGAUAGCAGAAAGAUCUUUAUUAAUUUAUUUCAAGCGCUUUUAUUAUUUAGUUGAGUUUGUUACUGAAUUGCUUCUUUUUUUUUCCCUCUUUUUUUAUUAUUAUAAAAAUGGGUUUUUGCUAAAAGCAAGUAUGGAAUCUGAAAUGAGGCACCUGUUGUAGACUGCACAGAAUAGCAAAUUAUCUCCUAGUAUCUGCUCGUUUGCAAAAAUUGUCCACAAAACAGGAACUACUGUCAACAUCCCAUGUUUUACAGGGCUGUGACCCUCUCAGGGAUGCAUCAAGUCAUAACUGAUUCUGGUUUAUUCCCCCUGAUUUGUUACUCAAGACAUGCAUUUCCUCACCGCACGCCCCACACUUGCAGUAGCCCUACGUUUUGCUGCACUCUUCUCCCCGUUUAUUGCACACUAACUUGCUAAGUGAGUAAUCUGAAAGCUUGUUAGCUGAGGUGCAGCACCACUACAGAUUUUUUUUUUUUUUUUUGUAUAGAACUGCUGUAUAGUAGCAUUUAAAGACGGUGUCCUGGCGACAGUGUAAAUAGAGUACAUUUUAGUGUAAACAUCUUUGAGAAACUAGAUUAUUCUAGAAUUUGUAUUUUUGUAUAGACUUUUGAAUUACUAACUCUGAGUUUGGAGCUUAUGUAUACCCUCUAACCUUGCAUUCUUCCCAACAGUCACAUUUAUGCAGAAGAAUGAGGUGUUUGGUUGUUUUUUUUUUUGGUUUUUGGCUGUGUUCAGUUGACUAGAUUAUAAGCAGUCGGGCUUCUGUACAGUCCCCAUCGCAAACUAAAUAUAUGUAACACAUAGCCUCCUGCUCAGAGUCUAAUUUAACAGUAUUGUUUCACAUGGGACACAAUGCAAUGAUGAUAGAGUAAUGACAUUACGCCCUGUAUACUGGAGUGUAGAGCUACUCGGCCUUAUUAACUGUUCUUUGAGCCUCCUUGCCUUUGACGGUCUCUGCUUCAGACUUGCCAAUCGAUGGCGCUGACACACGCUCAUCUUCACCGAUUCUCAGGCAAACACCCCCCCUCUAGCAGCAGAUUAGGCAAAAAGCAUCGGGUCAUAAGAGCUCAAAGGCCGUCUGAGAUCUGAACCGCUCUCUAGCUGGAAUAUUCGUGGCGUAUUUAUGCAUUGCUGUGAUUUAUACAGUUGAGUUUCAGGUUGUUGGAUCAAGUCUAACCCACAUGCAUGUCACUUAGAAGUUUUGUUGUCGUUGCCAGGGUGGAACAUUCCCUUAAGUUUAACACGGCCAUUGAAGUCACAUUCCGGAUGCAGUAUGAAACGGUAUCUACGUCUGUUGGAUUAGAAAAUGUCAAUUCACCGUUUUCCCCGUUAAGGCCCUCAGCGGAUUUACUGCCAUCACUAAUGCCGUUAUUAGUGUACAUACAUGCAUACUGUCAUUGAGAAAAAAAAAACAAAAAACUAUGCAAUUUGAGUGUGGCAUUCACAAGUUUUAACAACUGACUCUGAGGCAUAAAGAUAUUUACCCCUCUGUCAUUAAUCUGCUGCAGUUUUUAUGCAGACCUCCAGCGGCAAAAGUUGCCUUUCCAAUGCAUCCACAUUAAGCAUGCUUCUUAAUGAUGUUCCGCUCCCAGUUCUUGCAUUUCAUAUAUUAACAUUGAGAGUGGUUUAGUUCUGGGCUUUGUAGUGCGUUCACCAAGUACUGUUCCCAUGAAUGUUUGCGCCACAGUUAAUCCUUUACCAUGCUGUUUUGCCUCCGACGUAACCGGAUUCAAAACCAACUGAACAUGUUUGAAGGAGUUCUUAGUGAAUUAACGAUUCUGUUUUAAGAAUUAUUUUUGGGAAAACAUAAGCAGCUUUUUCCUACAUGUAAACCCUCGGUGGUAGUCAUCUCAGACUCUUCUUGACUGGUUAAAUUUGACAUUUGAUACUCUCGUUGGCUCACAUUAACCAACAAAAUAUCAAAGUUAAAAGCUGCUGAUGUACGUUAUCGAAGAAGUGGGGGGUUUUUUUGACUCGUUUAGGCCAAGGUAUGUUUCGUUUCCUUCCCCGAACUGGUAACAUCAGCAAAUCACUGAUGGUGACAUUUGUUUGGAAGCAAAUUGUUUCACCGUAGAUGUUUUUUCUAAGGUUGACACACUGACUUUUCACCACUUCUGACACGUUUCCAUCAGGCAAAAUUUACAACAAAAAAGGAAACCAUAUGCUUCCAAAGAAAUGUCUUGACACCCAAAGAGUGAGGAAUUGUUAUGGAUUUGUAUUUUU